AUGUUAUUUCGCAUUUCAAAUGUUCGCCAUUUUACAGAAGUAAUGUCUAAUCAAAUUGGGGAUUCUUCUCCAUAUAUCGGAGUGGAACAAACGCAAAAUUUCACUUGGGUUUACGCGGAUGGAUCCACCCUGAAAUACCAGAAUUGGGCGCCCGGAGAACCGGUGAUGUUGACUGGAUGGUCGUGUGCAAUCAUUGAUGGACAAACCGGGAAGUGGAAGGGCGCCGAUUGUAAUUCGAGCCGUACAUCCGUUUGCUCGAUCGAUUACGUUCACACUUGUCCCACUGGAUGGACGUACUUCGCGAAGACUGGUCUCUGUUAU
This is a messenger RNA of Mesorhabditis belari, 321 nucleotides long. The record is from the annotation of a GenBank genome assembly. NCBI's taxonomy places the organism in Eukaryota, Metazoa, Nematoda, Chromadorea, Rhabditida, Rhabditidae.